Drosophila serrata is the source of this 2187-nucleotide messenger RNA. RefSeq names its product nervous fingers 2 (gene nerfin-2). The record is from RefSeq and is a predicted model, not a curated record. Lineage: Eukaryota; Metazoa; Arthropoda; Insecta; Diptera; Drosophilidae. Gene Ontology annotation, biological process: neuron differentiation; regulation of cell cycle process; negative regulation of transcription by RNA polymerase II. Gene Ontology annotation, cellular component: transcription repressor complex; nucleus. Gene Ontology annotation, molecular function: RNA polymerase II cis-regulatory region sequence-specific DNA binding; DNA-binding transcription repressor activity, RNA polymerase II-specific.
AUGAUGAACAUGAAUUUGUUGACGCAUUCACAACCGCAUCCUCAUCCUCAUCCUCAUCCUCCUUCGCAUCCGCAUCCCCACCUGCAGCAUCCGCAUCUUGGUCAGCAACAGCCGCCGCCGCCGCCUCCUCCGUUGCCUGUGGCUCUCCAAGGACAUCUCCAUUCGUCCAACCAUUACAUGGAGUGCCGGGCAUUGCCGGCAAUCAACGAGACAUUUCCGCAAUUUGGACAGCAUCGUCCGACAAUUGCGCUGCUGUCGCCGCUGGAUCUGUCGCUCCGGGCAGCGGCCAGUGUGGUGCCCAUAACGCCGCCAUCGACACCCUCGCCGCCCCGCAAGCGUCAAAGAUUAAUGUCCGAGGAGAAUUACCUGUGGCGGCCGCAUAUUGCAGGUCCUGCAGCAGGAGCAGCAGUAGCAGCAGGUCCUUCAGCCUCAUCAGUUCCACCAGCUGCUGCCUUGGCCUUGCCACCGAACAGCAGCUACUUCCUUCAUCAGCAACAGGAGCCGCCGCAUCCCCAGCAUCAUCAGACCUACUCCUUGCGCAACUUCGAGGGGGCCGUCGCCUUUAAUAAAAGCCACGAGACGAAAAAUAGCUUUGAGCAAAUUCCAACAAGUCAAUCGAGCGUGUCCAGGCGUCCCUCGCCCAUUUAUGUGGACGACGAGACAAUCGUGUUGACCGAGGACGAGGAUGAAACAGUUGUCAGUUCCCAUGACUACAAUGAUUAUGCCGCCACCGAGGACACUGAGGAAAUCAACGAGGGCGACGAUGAGACGCUUCAGGUUCGGGUCAGUGGGGAUAAUGACGAGGACGAUGACGAGGAUGAGGAGGAGGUCUUUGUGGAUGUCCUGGGCAGCGAUGAUGAUGAGGGGGAUGGUGAUGCCGAAAAUGAAAUGUUGGUCCAGCCUCAGCUUGUGGAGACGCGAGCCCUGAAGCGUAAUGAGUUGCUGUACGAGGAUGAGGAGCUGCAUCACAAGGCCAUAGAUGGCCUGGCCAGGCUCUUUGACCGGGAGUUUCCAGAGCCCGAAGUGGAGAUCACUCAGAUGUCCGAUGUGCAGAGCAAUGGAGAGAAAACCUAUACGGAUUUAAGCGGCAGCAUUGCUACAGCGGAGGCACAUGCUCCAGCUUUAGUUGCUUCUCUUCCUGCAUCUCAUCCUCCUCCUGCUCCUCUGCCGCCGCCGCCGCCACCACCGCCGGCGCAUCCACCAAGACCUCAGAAAGCCGAACGAAAGCGUUCCAAGUUAAGAAAACACAUGGCCAUUGAUGAGGAGACCAUCAGUCCUGUGUCUGGAACCAUAAUCCGUAAGUUGCGCGACGAUGAGGAGCUGGUGGUGCGCAAAGGUGACAUUGAUCCGGCUUUCAAUGUGGUGGAAAUCACCGAGGAGGCCAAGGCCAUUCUGGCCAGCAUUGAUAACAAGAUUGGUGACUAUCUCUGCCAGUUGUGCCGCACUGUCUACGAUGAUGCCUUUAUGCUGGCCCAGCAUCGUUGUCCCCGCAUCGUUCACAUCGAGUACAAGUGUUCCGAGUGCGAAAAGGUCUUUAAUUGUCCUGCAAAUCUGGCCUCCCAUCGGCGUUGGCACAAGCCCAAGGCAGAUGGUAUUGGAAGUGCAGCCGGCGGUAAUCCCGGCAAGAAGCGGCUUGUGGAGACAAGUGACAUUAUCCCGGAUUCGGUUAGAGGUGGUGAUGAUAACAACGAUGGCAUAUAUCCCUGUCACAUUUGCGGCAAAUCUUUUAGACGCCAGGCUUAUCUGAAGAAGCAUCAGGCCUCCCACCAGAUGCUGGAGAACCUCAAGAACCUGGACUUUUUCAAGGCCCAGCAGCACCAGCAGCAUCAGCAGCAGUUGGGCCUUGGCAGUGGUCACCAGCUGCCGGAUCAUGUCCAGCUGCCACAGCCGACGGUGCCGGUAGCCUCCAGCUCAGCUGCUCCUUAUGCCACCAAUUUGACACGCCCGCCCACCCAUGGACUGCCACUCUAUCCACCGGUUGCUCCUGGCAAAAACUAUGCGCCGGGUCAAAGGUUCCCUGGCUUCCCCUUCCAACCCUUCGACCAGCGACGCUUCUAUUCCCUGGGUGAGUUCUAUCUGUCGCAGCAUUUGGAGCGCUCCUCGGCCUUCCAGUAUGUCCAGGCCAAUCAUCUCCGCCAGUUGUCCAAUGUGGCCCAGACUUUGAUGCCUCCGCUGCCAGUUAAAUGA